Messenger RNA from Corythoichthys intestinalis (scribbled pipefish), 3258 nucleotides. RefSeq names its product interferon regulatory factor 2 binding protein-like (gene irf2bpl). The record is from RefSeq and is a predicted model, not a curated record. Gene Ontology annotation, cellular component: nucleus. Lineage: Eukaryota; Metazoa; Chordata; Actinopteri; Syngnathiformes; Syngnathidae. The transcript has a single exon. The coding region runs from base 207 to 1541 and encodes 444 amino acids. Gene Ontology annotation, molecular function: transcription corepressor activity. Gene Ontology annotation, biological process: regulation of transcription by RNA polymerase II.
ACGCGUCUGGGGUGAUGUCACUUACUACUAGGAGGUGGGAUUUAUGCCGUGCAUGUAUGUGUGUUGGUGGGGGGGUGUUUUCAGUGUAGCGCCGCCUCCUCCCUCCCUUCCUCACUGCAGCAGCCCGCCGAAAGAGAAAAGAAAGAGACUUGUUUUCCUGCACUUUGCGGUUCAGCAUCAUUUUCCCAGCGCCCUUGCAAGCGCUCAUGUUUGCCCUUUCUCAGCCGGCGGCGGCAGUGCCGCCACGCAGACGAUCCUGCUACCUUUGUGACCUUCCCCGCAUGUCGUGGGCCAUGAUCUGGGACUUUGGCGAGCCCGUGUGCCGCGGCUGCGUCAACUACGAGGGCGCCGACCGCAUCGACUUUGCCAUCGAGACCGCACGCCACCUCAGGCGGACUCAAGGACUACGGGAGAGCAGAAACAGCAAGGAGGUCCAGCGUCCGCCCCCUUUCGGGGACGCGCGGGUUAGGUCGGACUACCGGGGCGGGCCGCCCGACGGGUUCAAAUCGGACGAGGGGCCGCCUGAGCUCAACCGUCAAAGCCCCGACUCUGGGAAUAAGAGUCACGGGGGUCCGCCCGAUUUACCACCCCGGACGCCUCCGGGCGGAACUGCGGAGCCAGACCGAGAGACGAAAGACAAGCAAAGGAACGCAGAAACGCUGAGCGAGCUAAGCGAAAGCCUCCGGAACCGGCGGGAGGACUGGUCGGGCAAGCCCGAGACUGUUAGGAGCACCCUGCUGGCCCUGUCGGGUUGCGCCCCCUUCCGGGUCCGCUUCAAGAAGGACCACGGUCUGGUGGGCCGCGUCUUCGCCUUCGACGCCGCAUCCAAAUCGGGCGCCGAAUACGAGCUCAAGAUGUUUAUCGAGUACCCGGCCGGCUCUGGCAAUGUCUUCUCCAGUGCUUCUGGGGCUGCCAAGCAGAUGCACCGGGACUGCGCCAAAGACCCUGGUCGGGGGUUGUCGUCGGGGUUCAAGUACUUGGAGUAUGAAAAGAAGCACGGUUCCGGGGACUGGAGGCUUCUGGGAGAUUUGUUACCGGAACCUUUGCGGGUCUUUAGGGAACGCGUGAGUGGGGACGCGCUCCCGCAGCCCCAUGUGGACGGGGCCCACCCGCCGCCACCCUCCCCCCGGCCCCCGAGUGGUUCCAGGAAGAGGAAGCCGUCCCCGGAACGGCGACGGCUCUGUGAUCGGGCCGAGGACGCGAAACGCUCCGCCCCACCCGAGUCCCCCACGCCGUCCCCUGACAAGGAUGAUAGAACGGCGUCCCCCGCGGCAGCUGGCGGGUCGCUGUGCUGCACGCUCUGUCACGAGCGGUUGGAGGACACGCACUUUGUCCAGUGCCCGUCCGCCACCCACCACAAAUUUUGCUUCCCAUGCUCGCGGGACAGCAUCGAGGCCCAGGGAGGCGCCGCGGAGGUGUACUGCCCCAGCGGGGACAAGUGCCCCCUGCUGGGCUCUGACGUACCCUGGGCCUUCAUGCAGGGAGAGAUCGCCACUAUCUUGGCAGGCGAUGUCAAAGUCAAGAAGGAGAGGGACCCUUGAGGUCGUGACCUUCGGCGCAGUCAACUCAUUGGCUGCUGUUGGUGGCGACAGACAUCCAAUUCCUUAAAACCUGAAUGGAUGGAAUUUACUUUUUUUUUUUUGUAUUAUUAUUAUUUUUAUUCAUGUAAAAAAAACUUUAUAAUCUCCUCUUUAUAAACUGAAAUUUAUUCAUUUUUUAGAUUUAUUUUUUAAGAAAAACCCAGAGGAAUACAAUAUAGAAUAAAUUUUCUUUUUUGAUCGAACGAUUGCAGCCACCCCUACCAUUCAGAAUAGUUUGGUCGCCUAGUGCUCUCAAUGGCAGCCAAUAAGUUAGUAGUCAGUGCCGUUGAUGAGGAUAGAAAAUAAAAUUGUGUUUUUUUUCCCCCAACUCAUUCACUGCCAUUGACUAUGAUAGACGUCUAAUCCAUUUGACCUGGGUGGGAUGGCAGCCAUUGUUUGAUUGCUGACACCCCCUCAUUGAUGGCAAUACACAUUCAAUCCAUCUGGACAAUUUAAACAAACAUAUUAAAAGGGAAACAUUUCUGAUUAACUCAUUGAUGAUGGGUGACGUCCAAUACAUUUGGACAAUUAAAACAAAUGUUUUUGUAUUUUUUCAUUGCAGGUUUGUUUUAUUAUUUAAAAAAAAAAAGAUCUGUAUAGAUUAUUUAUUUAUAUAUUUAUUCAUUUAGGUGGUGGUGAUUGCUUAUUAACUCAUUGGCUGCCACUGACAGAGCUAGACGUCCUUUGAGUUUCGACAAUUAAAAAAAUAUCUAAAUUUUUUUUUUAAAUUCUGAUUCUUUAAAAAAAAUUUAAAUACAAAAUAUAUAUAUUUAAAUAAUAAGGGGUUGGAGGCGAAUCACUUAACUCAUUUGCUGAACCUAAACAGGAGCAUUUAAAGCCAAACUUCCCAGUUUAAAUGAAUUGGACGUCUAUUGUUGUCAAUGGCAGACAAUAAGUUCAUCAAAAGAGUCCUAUUUUCUAGUGUCCUUUGAUAGAUCUGACUUUUCAGUUUUUUAGCAAUCUUUUUACGUCUUUUUUUUACAUAUUGAGGUGUAAUUGUUCAUGUGUUGCUAUGUUGUAAACGUCCCAAAGUCAAUAAAGUAUGUCAAGUCCUACCAAGGUGGUCCGAUUUUUGCGCUAGUCGCUGUUGCCGUGGGGAACCGCAGCAGAUGUGUCGCCUAGCAACAGAGCCCUUCUGCAGCAAAUGUGGUCUCUGCAUCCCAUAAUGUUCGACCUCCCAAUAUUUCUGCUCAUAAACACUCCAAUUCACAUAAUUUACACAUCAGCAUAAUUUCAAAAAUUCAAGGUAAGCAAUAGUUAUUGGCCAGUUUUUGGUAAAACUGCUGCCACAAUUUGACAAAAAUGUGCCCAUACAUUUUCAAUGGUACAUAUAACAUUUAAAUUCACCUCUAUUGAUUUUCAGCUUCGGACCUGCAAACCCUGCAAAAAAAAAAAAGAAAAAUUCAUUGGUGGUCCAAAAUGAUCUAAUACAGAUCCAAAUGAUUGACAAAAAAAAAAAAAUUCUCGAGUUGCCCCAAAUCAGCAGAAAUUGAGCCAAAUGAUUGACAAAAAAUAUUUUUAAAAAGUUCCUCGAAUUGCCACAAAAUUAACAGGUGGUGAGCAAAAUAUACAGGAAGUAUAGUGGAAGUCACUCAUGGGAGAGAGCAUCCACAUGCAAUAUUUCCUGAAAUGGCAUUUUCUAGUGUUUUUAAAAAGAAAAAAAUUAUUGCCCUCUCCA